This is a messenger RNA of Setaria italica (foxtail millet), 1839 nucleotides long. RefSeq lists its product as uncharacterized. The transcript has 2 exons. The record is from RefSeq and is a predicted model, not a curated record. Bases 389 to 1579 code for a protein of 396 amino acids. Lineage: Eukaryota; Viridiplantae; Streptophyta; Magnoliopsida; Poales; Poaceae.
GUCUCCGCACUCCUUUCCUCCCACUUCUCUCUUUCUCUCUCCUCCUCCUCAACCCCUCCUCCUUCCCCCAUUCCCCACUGCCUCGCUUCACCAGCUCCGUCGCUAGGGCUCCAUUCCCCUACACCUCCUCCGCCGCCGGAUCCCACCUCGCCUCGCCGCCACCGCCGGUUCGACCCAGGAAUCGCCGGAUUCGGUGGUGUUUCUCGGCUGCCUCGGCUUCCGCCGCCGGGAGGCCCCUGGCGGCGCUCCCCGCCGCCCUCCGGCCUUCGCUGAGUGCUUAGAAGCUGGCCAUCGUUGAGACUUAGAAGGCAGUUGCGUAUAUGGUAUUUGUGGGCCAUUGUGCUGUCGAUGCGAGCGGAGAGCAUGCGUGGCAACUGUUCUUCGGGUGAUGCCCCUGACCAGAGUAGCUGCCGAUGCAUUCGGUGUGUUGACAAUUGCACUGUUUGCGCUGUUCGCUGCUCUGGGCCUCUUCUGCAUUUUCCAGUCAGUCUACUUCAGGCGUCGGAUUCGAAGAGGGUCCUCCUUUCUUCCGCUUGGUUACUUUAACGGCCCAUGGGUGACUCGCAUUGUGCUGAUUCUGAUCACCAUUUGGUGGGGAGUAGGGGAGAUAGUGAGGUUGAGCUUCUUGAAGAAAAAGUUGUUCUCCAGCUUAGUAUGGCAGAGGAAUAUAUGUGACGUGUAUAUACUUUCCAAUCUAGGGUUUGCAGAGCCAGGGAUCUUGUUUGCAUUUGCGCUUCUGCUCCAUGGCUCAUUACAAAAGAGGGAGCUGGGCACUUUGAACCAAAGAUGGAAUUGGAAGACCAUGGCCUACAUGUUGGUGUUCUGCAUUCCAGUUUUCUUUGUGCAGGCAAUCUUAGUGUUUCUUGGGCCAAAGUUUGUUAAAGAUGAGAACAGUGAACAUGGGAGGAGAAAGAUUGCUAAAUACUUCAUACGGACAUCCAUGGCAGUUGGAGAUACAAGCGUUUGCACUUACCCAUUGUUUGGCACCAUUUUUCUGGGACUUGUAGAUGCUAUCCUCAUGAGCUAUGUAUCAUAUGUUGGAUCUCGGGUGCUCUCCUUGGUCAUCAACAAGGCACUGCGAAGGAGGGUUUCCCUGCUGAUGCUUUCAGUCCUUUGCUUCCUUCCUAUCAGGGUGCUUCUCCUUGGGUUUUCAGUCCUACCCAAGCCGGGAGAUGUUGCCUUUGAGGGCAUUAUCUUCCUGUCAUUCUUGAUGAUGCUGUCCUGCACAACUGUUGGAAUACUCUUGCUUGUUUACUACCCUGUAGCUGAUUCGUUGGCCCUCCGAGAUAUAGGCCACAGGGAAAUAGCAGAGAUGGUGCCCUAUGAUGAUUACUACUAUGAAGGUGCGUCACUUGUGACCAACCAGAGUUUCCGAGAAAUUGAGCGGAAUUCUGACACUUCAACAAAGCGGGGCUCCAUAUCCUUCCGCACAAUGAUCAGGGAAGACCAGCUCCAGCAGGAUGGUGCAGAUGAGAUGGGCUUCUCUUCUCGCAGCGGUGUCCAAAUUGGAUCACCCUCAGGAUCUUCACCAAGUGCUGCAAUGCCUAUGCUCCCUCUCAAGGAAGUACCUAGAUACUAAGAAGUAUUCACCUGUGCCUUUUGCCCCUCUACUAUGUUCUCCCUUUUUUUCCUUCCUCUUCUUCUUCUCUUCUUACUACCUUAAUGAUAACAGUUUUGUGGCAAUCAAAAGGUUUUUGUAAAGUUUUCCAAGUAGCUUGACUCAUGAUUAGUCCAGUACUCUAAUUCCAUUUAUCAAAGUAGCAAGUAGCUAGAUUUUGCACUGGCAUUGGCUGGAGAAGGCUGAGUUGGAAUUCACUUUUGGUUGGUUUUGCUGCUCCA